GGACGACGCUCGAAAAUGACGCCGACAACUGUGUGGAUUUGCAUCUGCCUUAGUGCGCAGGUCAUCGGACAGCCAAAGCUGGUGAUCGACCAUGACGGUGGAGCGGACGACGCCAUUGCGAUCUUUGAAGCGUUGCUCUGUGAACAAUAUUUCAAUGGUCCGCAGGUGCUGGCUAUAACGACCACCCACGGCAACGUGCCCGAAGACCAGGCGUUCGUCAACACUCAGAGAAUCCUGAACAUCGCUAAGAGACGAGAUGUGCCUAUCUACAGGGGCAGCAAUAACGCCCUUACAAUCGAUGUACCAUCGGACAGUUUCUUCGGCACCGACGGACUUGGAGACUCGCCACCCAGACGUAUAAGGCCCUUACCACCACGGCCGGGGCACGCUGCGCUAGCACUCAUAGAGUUGACUAAGAAAUACCCUGGUGAAGUGAAGGUGGUAGCUGUGGGAUCUUUCACCAAUAUCGCUCUGGCCAUUCGGUUGGAUCCCACAUUCCUGAGCAGAGUAAACACACUGUAUCUGGCUGAUGGCCGCGAAGCAUCAACACCAAAAUAUAAUGUAAAACACGACGUGGAAGCGUACUACGCGGUGGCGGAGGCGGCGACGCCGGAUAAAGUCACCAUCGUCUAUUACAGGGGCCAAAUUGAUAUCUCCACGGAAGGACCAAUUGGUAUGAUCGACCCGUCGCUGCUGCUGCGGCCGGAGAAGGUAUAUGAUGACAAGCCCAUCGACGCCUUCCGCGACUACUCCGUCGACGACACAGACCCCAUCAAGGAGCGAGUGCGCAGGACUUACUACGAGAUGCACACCAACAUGACGGUCGACUUUGUCAAGGCAAAAAUGGACAAAUGGCUGAAGUUCAACCACUUCAAGUCCACGGUGAAGGACGCGCUGAUCAAGCUGAAUGAGCUGGUGGACGAGUCAGACCCUGACUCCGAUCUGCCGAACAUCGUGCACGCUUUCCAGACGGCUGAACGUAUCCGUCAGGAGCAUCCUGACAAGGAGUGGAUGCACCUGAUCGGCCUUAUCCACGACCUUGGCAAGGUCAUGGCGUUCUUCGGCGAACCGCAAUGGUGCGUGGUGGGCGACACGUUCCCCGUCGGCUGCAAGUGGGGCAAGAGCAUCGUUUACGGAGACGACAGCUUCAAAGACAACCCCGACACUUACAACCAUAAAUACAACACCGAUUGCGGCAUGUACAAGCCGAAAAUGGGACUGGAGAACCUGAUGAUGUCGUGGGGACACGACGAGUACCUGUACCGCAUGCUGGUGCACAACAAGUGCAAGUUCCCCAAGGAGGGGCUCUACAUGAUCAGAUACCACUCGUUCUACCCGUGGCACGCGGGCGGCGACUACAAGCACCUGCUCGUAGAGAGCGACAAAGACAUCGAGGCGGCUGUCCUCGAGUUUAACAAAUACGACCUGUACACGAAGAGCGCCUCAGUCCCCGACAUCGAGGCGCUGUGGCCCUAUUACGACAAGCUCAUCGAGAAAUACAUGCCCGGAGUCCUGGAGUGGUAGACUGAACAUGAAAAACCUCUCCUAACGACAAGCGAUAUGCACCUACAGAUCUCCGCUAUCCGCUAUAGAGUCUAUCCGCUUUUCUAAGAUCAAGUACGCCAUAGUAAAUGUAUGGCGAACUUGAUCUUAGAAAUCGGACACGCUAUAGUGGAUAUACCAUUGUCCAAAACGUUCUGACAAUUCGUAAGAAUGAAAAGAAAAUCUUAAAUGUCAAAAACAUUUAAGAUUUUCUUUUCAAAUGUAUAGAACAUACCCUUGUAAAAAUGUAAAAGAUCAACAAGUCACUCGGUUUACGAGUUAACCGCCUUAGGAUAUUGAAUAACGACUAUUCAUAAGUUGUCUCUGGCUUUAACAGUUUGCUUAAGCUUUCGAAGCAUUGACUCGUCAUAACUCAUAAUGUCGGCUGUAUACACGCGUCGAGAGCCUCUCGCCGACUCUCGGUACCGCUCCGAUCCAAUUGGAGAAGCGGGAGACGAGACAAGAGCGAGACGAGAAGGGAGCAGCAUGUACACACUCGUUCUCGGCCUGUCUCAGGUCUCUACACGAGUGUGUACAGCCCACAUUUAAAAGAGGCGGGCAAAAUAGCAGUGAAUUUUGUGAUAUGUUUUUGUUACCAAAUGUACCUAUGGACAUGAUUUCAAAAUUGAUUUAUAUAUGUACCUAAGCGGAAGGCAAUUAUAUCGAUCCGACACUACUCUUUUUCAUGUCUAUCGACUAUCUUUCUCAGGUUCAUACAUUUAGAAGAAUACCAGUGACGUAUUUGAAUGAAUAUAAUUGUAAAUAGACAUGAGGAUAAAUUGGCCGAGUUAUCUGCUUUGUAUAUAAUAAUAAAAUAAAUAUAAGUAAUAA
Molecule: messenger RNA, 2373 nt
Organism: Cydia strobilella
Lineage: Eukaryota; Metazoa; Arthropoda; Insecta; Lepidoptera; Tortricidae
Product: inositol oxygenase
Exons: 12
Coding region: 16-1524 (502 amino acids)
Biological process (GO): inositol catabolic process
Cellular component (GO): cytoplasm
Molecular function (GO): inositol oxygenase activity; hydrolase activity, hydrolyzing N-glycosyl compounds; iron ion binding
Source: RefSeq, a predicted model, not a curated record